AUCCCCCUCUUCUCCUCUCGGAAUACACAGAGUCCAGACAUCGAGGUACACUGGAGAUCGAGAAAGCUCUCUCAAUCUCUGCUAGCCAUACACAAAACCUAGCAACCACAAUCCACAAGAUCCGGAAUUCCUAGCCAUGACAACAGCAGUAGUGUUCGGCUGCACUGGAGCCGUGGGCUCUCAAAUCCUCGCGACAAUCCUCUCCACGGAUACAUUCUCAGCCGUCAAGACUAUCUCAAGGAGGCUCCCGAAUGCUCAGUCUCCGAAGCUCCAGGCCAUCGAAGAAGGCGACAGCUCAAAAUGGGCCAGCAUGCUCCCUUCCCUCUCCCCCAAGCCGUCAGUGUUCUUCAAUGCAAUCGGUACCACUAGAGUGGCAGCCGGCGGAAUCCAGAAUCAGUGGAAGAUCGACCAUGACCUGUGCAUAGAGAACGCGAAGGCAGCCAAGGCGGCCGGGGCGACGACGUACGUGUACAUCUCCAGCGCCGGGACCAGAGGCUUCCCAACUCGCUACCUGCCCUAUUCGAAAAUGAAGAAUGGCGUUGAGGAUGCCAUCCGGGACCUCGAUUUCGAACACGCCAUCAUCGUGAAGCCUGGAACGAUCAUCCACAGGGAGCAGAGCAAGGUUCUCUUCUUUGAGCGCGCCGUUGAAUGCGUCAGUAUGUUUGGGCAGGGCCUCCAGGAUAUGAUAGGCCAGGAUCAAGCCAUAAUCGGUAGAGCAGCUGUGGCAGCCGCUCGGAUGGCUGAAGAGGGCAAAGCACCGUCAAAAUUCUGGGUUGUGAACAUGUCUGAUAUCGUCAAGUAUGGCAGGGACGAGUGGAAGGAAUAAAAUCACUUGGUGGAGACCAUAGGCUGCGGCGCAUUGAUCAUAUCGCACUGAGACAUACUUAAAUAUUUUUCAAACAAACAGAUAAUAUGAAAAAAAAAAAUUGUUCUAC
This is a messenger RNA of Histoplasma capsulatum G186AR, 935 nucleotides long. Its product is annotated as NAD dependent epimerase/dehydratase. Gene Ontology annotation, cellular component: cytoplasm. The record is from RefSeq and is a predicted model, not a curated record. Gene Ontology annotation, biological process: import into nucleus. NCBI's taxonomy places the organism in Eukaryota, Fungi, Ascomycota, Eurotiomycetes, Onygenales, Ajellomycetaceae. The transcript has 2 exons. Bases 137 to 826 code for a protein of 229 amino acids.